AUGGACUGGGCUCCAUCCCUGCUUCUCUUCUGCGCUCUCUCCGUCUCCUUCACGUGGGCUGCUACCACCGAACCCAAGGACCAAAGCAAGGGAGCGAAAGGAAAGAGGAAAGGACCGGCUAGGGACAAGGUCCAGCUGCUGGAGGCCCAGGCACCCAGCCCCGACCCCAUGCUGAAGAGGAACUCCAUGGCCUCAGCGGCGGACAGCCCCUACACCCUGCUGGAGGAUUACGAACAGAGCAUCCAGGAGAUGGUGAGCCAGCUGCGGAACAGCUCAGAGCCUGCCGACAGCAAGUGUCAGGUCAACCUGAGGCUCUGGAGGUCCAAUAAGAGGAGUCUGUCUCCGUGGGCCUACAGUAUAAACCACGAUGCAACGCGGAUCCCAGCAGACAUCCCAGAGGCGCAGUGCCUCUGCACUGGCUGCAUCAACCCCUUCACCAUGCAGGAGGACCGCACCAUUGUCAGCAUCCCUAUCUACAGCAAGCUGCCCGUCCGCCGGCUCCUGUGCCACCCCCCUGAGGGCUCGGGAGCCAAGACCCGCAGGAAGAAGAAGAGGUGCCACAAGGAGUACAAGAUGGUCAUGGAGACCAUUGCCGUGGGCUGCACCUGCAUCUUCUGA
Terrapene triunguis (Three-toed box turtle) is the source of this 618-nucleotide messenger RNA. It is a transcript of the gene IL17B, whose product is annotated as interleukin 17B. The transcript has 3 exons. Gene Ontology annotation, biological process: inflammatory response. Gene Ontology annotation, molecular function: cytokine activity. The record is from RefSeq and is a predicted model, not a curated record. Bases 1 to 618 code for a protein of 205 amino acids. Gene Ontology annotation, cellular component: extracellular region. Lineage: Eukaryota; Metazoa; Chordata; Testudines; Emydidae.